GCCUGCCAUCUCUUUAACACAUGUUUUGUUUGUAAAUAAAAAUUAGUAAUAAUGUUGGCGCCAAUUAAGCACUUAUUGGGGAACUAUCGCAUUGUCUUGGCCAGCGGCUCUCCACGGCGACAGGAACUGGUCAAGAUGUUGGGCCUCAAUGCAGAAUUGUGUCCAUCGACUUUUGAGGAGAAUUUGAACCUGGAGGAUUUCAAAGAGUUCUCGGAUUAUAUAGAAGCCACUGCUCUGGGAAAAGCCGAGGAGGUGUACACCAGAUUGAGCUCCGCGGGGGACUGCAAAAACCUAAUUGUCAUAGCCGCAGAUACGAUGGUGACCUUGGGAAAGGAGAUCUAUGGAAAACCCAAGGAUCCUGCGGAUGCUGUACGCAUGCUGACCAAUCUCUCUGGAACCUCCAACCGCGUUUUCAGCGGCGUUGUGCUGAAACAUGCCAACGGCAUUCGCAAGUUUACGGACACGGCGGACGUAUACUUUGGUGACCUGCUGCCGGAACAAAUUCAAAGCUAUGUGGACUCCGGAGAUCCUCUAGAUAAAGCUGGUGCUUAUGGUGUCCAAGGACCUGGGGGAGCGCUCAUCCACCGGAUCGAUGGGGACUUUUACUGUGUCAUGGGGCUGCCACUGCAUCGACUGUGCUGUGAACUGAAUAAGCUUUUCCUAGAGGAUCUGUCCUCCUAAAAGCUGGUGUCAUCGUCGCCGUCAUCACAACCAAACUAUCUGAGCUUUAUGCGGCAACAAGCGUCAGAGGCUACACACACUCCAGCGAUUUUAAUCUUGGUUGAUAAGCGGCUAUAUGUCUCUUUUUAGCCCAAGGCAAUUAUAAAUAGAAAAUCAUAUAACAGCGGGCAGAAGAAUUAUAGUACAUGUUGUACGAGAGAGCAGGGAACAGUGGUCAUAUUGCUUUGAACUGUGAAGAAAAAUGUAAACUCCGUAUUGACUUAGAUUUUAUAAUUUUGUUAAACUUACUACAUGUUAUUAGUUGGCAAAUAGACGUAAACGAAUUGCUUUUGACUCCAAACCAUCUA
This is a messenger RNA of Drosophila santomea, 1028 nucleotides long. Its product is annotated as dTTP/UTP pyrophosphatase. The coding region runs from base 52 to 681 and encodes 209 amino acids. NCBI's taxonomy places the organism in Eukaryota, Metazoa, Arthropoda, Insecta, Diptera, Drosophilidae. The record is from RefSeq and is a predicted model, not a curated record. The transcript is spliced from 4 exons. Gene Ontology annotation, molecular function: nucleoside triphosphate diphosphatase activity.